CUACUAGCCACACCACAAACGAACACAAAGGCACCAGCCCCCGCCCGCGCACCGAAACCUCGUCGCGUAGCGCGGGGGCGAGGAGAGGGACGGGGGGCGAGGAGAGAAUACCCACUGCGGAAUCUCAUUCUCAUCCAGCACCGCUCCACCGCUAAACCCCUCUCGUGCUCCUCGACGGCACUGACGCCGAGUGCGACGCCGAGCGAGGUCGCGACUCGCGAGGGGGAACCCUAGCAGCGAUAGAUCUAGAGCGGGCGCUUUCGAUCUGUCCGGGAAAUGGCGGAGGAUCCUGCCGCGGAACAGGAGACGCGGCAGCUAGAGGACCGGCUCAGGGAUGUCGGGGAACGGCUGCAGGCGCCUUCCGACGACGCGGAGGACCUGCUCAACCUCCUCAUCGGGCACGAUGACGGUGGAAACUGUGGAACCAGGAAAACUGAUGCUUUAAUAUAAUUUUAGCAUUUUUUAGUUUCAUUUUUCUUACUGUACAGAGCAAUUUGCCAUGGUUUAGGGUUUACUGGAAAUGAUGUACUCAUACUGUUUGAGUAAAUAUGAAGACUUUGAUCUUGCUAACUGACCUACCUAAGCUUGUUCCUCGAAUCGUAUGAAGUCAUCAGGUUGGUUGAUGGUUUGUUCAUGCAGGAAGUUGAGGAAUGUUUAAUUAAAGUAGAGCAGUCACCUCGCGAAAGCAUAUCAAAUGCUCUUCGCCCAGCAACUGAAGCUCUGGUCAAGAAAGAGCUGCUGGGCCAUGCUGAUUCAAAUGUUAGACUUGCUGUGGCAUCAUGCAUAUCUGAGAUCACACGGAUCACGGCGCCUGAUGCUCCAUAUGAUGAUGAUGCAAUGAAGGAUGUAUUCUCUUUAAUUGUGGGGGCCUUUGAGCAUCUGGAUGACAUAGAGAGCCCCUUCUUUGGAAGGAGAACUUCAAUUCUUGAUACUGUGGCAAAAGUUCGGUCCUGCGUGGUGAUGCUAGAUCUUGAAUGUGAUGAUUUGAUAAAUGAUAUGUUCCAUCACUUCUUGAGGACUGCUAAUUCUGGACAUUCAGAAGCCAUCAUAUCCUGCAUGGAAACAAUAAUGAGAUUGGUAAUUGAGGAGAGUGAGGAUGUCCAACCACAGAUUGCUUCAUGUCUACUCCAAAAUGUUAGAAAAGAAGAAAAGGAAUCUUCACCUUCCUUUGAGCUUGCUGAAAAAGUGAUAGGUACAUGUCGUGAAAAACUUAAGCCAGUCUUUCUGCAAUCACUAAAAGGCACUUCCUUGAGCGAAUACAGCCAAAUCGUCGCAUCAGUUUGUGAAGAGGUUUCAGAUGACAGGGAAGAUAACAAUGCUAAUCCUUCUGGGAAGGACAUGGUGGAUGAUGGCAAGCUCUCUGAAAGGACUAUUUCUGAUGAAUUACCUCAGGAAUCUUCAAAGAUGGAGCAAGAUGUUAGCCGUCCUGAACAAGACGGUACUUCUAUGAAUGGUGAUACAGUUACUGCUAUUAGCAGUGGUGCUACUCCGCCAGAUACUAGUGAGUCUGAUCAAGGACCACCUUCCACAAAUGAGAAGAUUGAACAACCAUGCUAUGCCCAAAACAUAGCAGAUGCUAUGCAGUUGAAAUCUGACCACAAUGAAGGUGCUGAGUCCAAUGCUGCAAAGCCCAAUAAGAAAGCUACCCUUGGUUCAGUAAAAAAUACUAAGCUCAAACCGUCCGAUAAAUGUGAACCAACUGUGCAUUCUGAUGCUGACACUAAAAAGCAAGAUCUUGUAGCAUCUGCAGAGGGAUCCAAUGGAGCAGCCGAUGAUACAUCAAGACCUGCUGAUAGUACACCUAAACCCAAGCGAGGUCGUCCUCCUGGUCCAAAGUCAUUGCAGAAGGCUCCUGGGAAGGAUCAAUCUCCAGGUUUGGAUUUGAAAAAGGUCAAUGAUGAUUCAGCUGGGAAGCUGGCGAAACGAUCAGCUAAGGAUGAGAAGCCUUCUGCAAAAAACACUGGUGAAGGAGAACCAUCUAAGAAGACUCAAAAGAACAAUUUAAAACAGCAUAAGGGUGAAACUCUUUCUGAGGAUGAUCCUGCCAAGGAUCUGAGCUUAAAGGAAAUGAUAUCGCUGAAAUCUUCGACCAAGGGCCCAGGUAGAACCAAAGGGCAAACCACAGAGAAUAGCACACCUAAGUUGAAGCAAGAACAAGAAACUGAUGAGCCUCCACGUUCAAGGAAAAACAAAGGCCUUGAUAGAAGUCUAGUUGGUGCAAGGAUCAAAGUUUGGUGGCCAGAUGAUAAGAUGUUCUACAAUGGUAUUGUGGAGUCAUUUGAUGCUGUUUCUAAGAGGCACAAGGUAGCAUAUGAUGAUGGGGAUGUAGAGGUACUACUGCUGAGGGAGGAAAAGUGGGAAUUCAUCAGUGAGGAGAAGGAAGCUUCUAUGGCAUCUGAAACGCCACGAGGCAGAAAAAGAAAAGCGGAUGCAUUGAAGGAAGAAAAUACAGAAACACCUAAAAGUGAUGCUGUGGAUCCUCCAAAGAAAAGAGGACGUCCAAAAGGUGUGGGAUCCAGCAAUGGGACACCCAGUACCUCAGCUACUCCGAGCACAAAGGGGAAAACUGCCGGCAAGGUUACCAAAGAAACACCUAAAACUGGCCCCAACCUUAAAAAAGAACUUGAGAAGAACUCCAAGGACAAGGCUAAUGUUUCAACUGGGACAAAAGAUGAUAAGAGUGUGAGCAAACCUAAGGAGGCUAUUAUCAAAGGCAAGGAUUCAAAAGACGAAGGCAAGUCCACUGAAGGAAAAGCUAAGCCUGGUCGGAAACCAAAAAAUGCUGGUACUCCUGCGGGUGAUUCUGACAAAGAGAAGCAGGAGGUAGAAGUCAAGGCAGCUGAAAUAGAGGAGGCAUCAGGAAAUGCUUCCACAGGGAAGAAGCGUAGGAGGAAGGCUUGAAGUUAGCGCUGAUGAACUUCUCUUGUAAAUGGAUGUGCUCCCUCCUAGGUUUGCUCCUUUAGGACCUUGUAUUAUUGAGUGUUAACUUGGAAUUUCGUCUGAUUGGUCCCUAGUAGUUAGUUAGGUGUGGAAGCAACAUUUGCUAUAGCCGUAGUGUUAGGAGUACCAUGUGUUCGUUGUGGUCAGGUCCAUGGUGCAUUGGUGCUGAGCCUUAAGCGGAAUGAACCCUAUGCUCGCUGUGAGGCCCAUGGCAUCGUGUUGUCGGGUGGUGUUGUAGCUUGUUGAUGCCCUAUUUUAUAUUAUUAUACGCGAUUGAAGCAGUGGAUUUUGUAGCAAAUGUACCUUUUGGACUAGGAUGUUGGCCUGGUUUUCGAGUU
Molecule: messenger RNA, 3278 nt
Organism: Zea mays
Lineage: Eukaryota; Viridiplantae; Streptophyta; Magnoliopsida; Poales; Poaceae
Exons: 14
Coding region: 634-2901 (755 amino acids)
Biological process (GO): DNA repair; mitotic sister chromatid cohesion
Cellular component (GO): chromatin; nucleus
Source: RefSeq, a predicted model, not a curated record